This is a messenger RNA of Erythranthe guttata (spotted monkey flower), 2649 nucleotides long. Lineage: Eukaryota; Viridiplantae; Streptophyta; Magnoliopsida; Lamiales; Phrymaceae. The record is from RefSeq and is a predicted model, not a curated record.
AUGGAGCCAGAAAACAAUGAUAUGGUGGUUUACGAGGGUGGAGAACACAAUAAGCAACCUAGGGGAUUGAUGGAGGAUUAUUCGGAUGAAUUUUCUACCGAACAAAUAUUUGAGACACGAGAAGCUCUACUUGAGUGGGUUAAAGGUGUUGGUAGACGCCACGGAAUGGUGAUAAACACUUUCGUUUCAAAUCCGGGAUUGAAAGGGCGUAGAAGACCGUAUGUAAUACUCACAUGCGAGCGUGCGGGUGAAUAUCGUGGGAAGAAGAAAGCCGGUGAGGAUGACCAAGGAGAGGGAAAGAGGAGGACGGGUUCUAAAAAAUGUAAUUGCACAUUUAGAUUAAAGGGGACAAAACAAGGAAAGGAUACUGAUAAUGUUGGGUGGGAUUUAAAAGUUCAAUGUGGUACUCACACCCACACGGAUUUUGAGAACUUGCACGUCCACUCUUAUGCCGGGAGACUAACAAAAGAAGAGAUGGUACUUGUUGAAGGAAUGUCUAAAGCAAUGGCAAAGCCGAAGGCGAUUCUCAAAUCAUUGAAGAUAAGGGACGAGAGGAAUGUAACUGGAAUGAGGACGAUUUACAAUUAUCGUCAGAAAUUGCAAUUGAAAGAGAGACUUGGAAGAACUCAAAUGCAAGAAUUGUUUGCAAGGUUGUCAAAAGAUAAGUGUACCUUCUACCAUAGAGUUAACAAUAAUAAAGAGGUAAUCGAUAUGGUGUGGACUCAUCCGAGUUGUGUUAAGUUAGCUCGUAGCUAUCCGUACGUAUUCAUCAUGGAUUGCACAUACAAAACCAAUCGAUAUAAACUCCCAUUACUUGAGAUUGUUGGCUUUACAUGUACGCACAAGACGUUCUCCAUUGCCUUUGCUUACUUGGAGUACGAAAAGACGGAGAACUACGUUUGGGCAUUGCAAAGUUUGGAGAAGAUACUCGGAAAUUGUCCUCCGCCUAAUUGCAUCGUAACUGAUCGGGAAUUGAGUUUAAUGAAAGCGAUUGGAGAUGUAUAUCCAACCAGUCAUCACUUGUUGUGUCGUUGGCAUGUGAACAAGAAUAUAUAUUCCACCUGUAAAGCGAUGUUCUCAUCUGAGAAGUUGUGGAAUCAGUUUAAUAGAGAUUGGGCGACUCUUAUUGAAGUGGAGUCCGAAGAGAUAUUCAAUAGAGAUUGGGAGAAAAUGCAACGGACUUUUGUUGAUUAUCCGGAUGCCAUAGCAUAUCUUACCAAAUCAUGGUUGGAUCCGUACAAGGAGAGGCUUGUAUCGGCAUGGACUAAAAAGUAUCAACAUUUCGGUACUUACACUUCAAACCGGGCGGAGGGUGCGCACUCUCGGCUGAAGAGCGAUAUGGGCAAUUGCCUUGGCACAUUUGUUCAGGUGUAUGAACAUAUCAACAGUAGUAUUAUGACGCAACAUGAUCACAUAAGGGCAUCAUUUGAGAAGAGCAAGAAUACAUACCUCCACUGUUUCAAGAAACCAAUCUAUAGUGAGCUUCGAGGAGCUGUCUCGCAAUGCGCCCUUGACCACCUAAAAAUUGAGCUUGAUAAAGCCCAAAAGUUGCUUCCAAACAGUGACAUGCUAUGUGAAUGUGCUAUCCGUGCAACACACGAUCUACCAUGUUACCACGAGCUUCGCGAGUUUGUCAAGAAGAAAUCUCAUGUUCCACUUGAAUUAGUAGGCUCCAUUUGGAAGCAUAUGAGUAUGGAGCCGGUUAUUGGUCAAGGAGAGCUUCCUAAUGAUGACGAACUCAUGAAAGGAUGGCACAAACGGUUUGCAUCGGCCGAUGUAGAUGAAAGGAACGAAAUGCUAACAAGUUCAGCGAAAUUGUAUAUCCUCAACGAACAUCUACAAUGGAGCCAUCGGAAAAGGCCACCACUAGAGCUCGAAGGCGUGACGUGGGUUUAUCCUAAAAUUUCACGACCUAUGAAAGUGGAUUUAAUGCCGUCACAAGAGUCGGCUAAACCCAUUUUAUUACGAAAGUUGCCGGGUCGAAAAGUCAACGGCAAGGCUUUGUUUCUUGACCAAAUCUAUCCAAUGUUUCAGACGUAUGUAAAAAGUAUAAAGAAUGUCGACUCAGAUGGUCAUUGUGGAUUUCGAGCGGUUGCAUCGAUGAUGGGUUUCGGAGAAAAAAAUUGGAAUCGUGUACGAGGAGACAUGCUUAAUGAGCUAUAUAAGAACGAAGCAAUAUACCUGAAGAUGCACCGUCGUCGUGAAAACAUUUUUGCGUUAGAAACGCGACUGUGUUGUUUGGAAAAAUAUGCUACAAGAGAGUAUUGGAUGUCCUUACCCGAUAUGGGUCAUAUCAUUGGCUCUACGUACAAUAUUGUACUCGUCUACUUAGCGCCACAACAAUGUCUCACUUUCCUUCCCUUAAACAGUGAACCGCUGCCCUCCGAUAAGAUACGAGAGCAUGGACUAGCUUACGUAAACAACAACCACUUCGUACAUGUCGUACUGAAAAAGAAUUGUCAUAUACCUCCUAUAGCGGAUUAUUGGCGACGAUACCAUGAUGAAAAAGCAGAUGGUUGGAAGACUUCCGAUAUGGAAUCAAGGAUUACAAUGUUUAGGAAGUUAGUUGGUCAAGAAGUAGCCUUGCAAGAAACCUUCAUAGAUUUAACAUAUGCAAGUGAAGACGAGAUGGUAAAAGAUUUUCCGUGA